CACAUGCGCAGUGAUGAGUCAAGCGGAGGUAAAAAUAAAAUGGAGGGCAAUAAAGAUGAAGCGCUGAAGUGCCGGCACUUAGCAGAGAAAUACCUCCGAGAAGGACAGACGGAUAAGGCGAUAAAGUUUCUUAAGAAGUCAGAGAGACUUUUCCCUACCAAGCACGUUCAAGAUUUACUAGAUUCCUUAUCAAAAAAUGGUGCAUCUGGGGGUGCAAGGAAUGGAGACCUGCCUGAUGGAGUAAGGCACAGGUCACGGACACACAGCACAGGCAAGGAUAAAGAAGAGGCACCCAAAGAACCUAAGGAGAAGGACUACACUCCAGAGCAACUAAGUGCUGUUAAAAAAAUUCAGAAUUGUAAAGAUUACUAUGAGAUCCUUGGAAUAAGCAGAGAUGCCCCAGAAGAAGACAUCAAAAAGAAAUACAAAAAACUGGCACUACAGUUCCACCCCGACAAAAACAGAGCGCCUGGUGCUACUGAGGCUUUCAAAGCCAUAGGAAAUGCUUUUGCUGUACUAACAGAUGCGCAGAAGAGACAACGAUAUGACAAAUACGGAGACGAAAACCCACAACCUCAGCUGUACCACAAUCACUAUGACUACUCUAGGGGAUUUGAAGCUGAUAUUACUCCUGAAGAAAUUUUCAACAUGUUCUUUGGUGGGCCUGGUGGAGGUCGAGUUUUUGUAAAUAGAAGACACCGUGGUACUCGCCAUAACCAUUUCCACCAGCAUGAUGAGGGACAAGAAGCCAAUCAACAAUUCUACUCAAUUCUACAGUUUCUUCCAAUUCUUCUUCUUGUGUUAAUGUCCUUACUCAGUACAUUCAUGUUACAAGAUCCACCAUAUUCCCUACAUAGAACGUCGGCAUAUCAUAUACAAAGAAAUACUUAUAACUAUCAAAUUACCUACUGGGUCCAGGAGGGUUUUCAAGAAAGUUAUGCAGAUCCGCAAAGUCUUAAGAAAUUAGAGAAAAAAAUAGAGCGAGAUUAUGUGAACAGAUUGCAGACACAAUGCUACAGAGAACGACAAUACCGUCAAGACCUUUACACAAGAGGACACUUCUGGCACGAGCCCUCGCUGAUUGAUAAAGCCAACAAUAUGCACAUGCCGAACUGCGAUGCGUUGGAGAAGAUCAUCGGGGGCUGAGGAAUUCAAAUCUUAAAUCUGACAAGGACGACGCCGGGCCCAAAAAUACGAGUGUAUAUAACCAUGGACAAGAUGAUUGAACUAAGAUACCUGUGUCUUGGAGAAGGGGGUCCGUAGAAAAAAGGAGGAGAAUUUUCCAAAUAUCCUCCCUGCUGUUGCUUUCUAAAGCCGGAAGUAGCAAAAGAAACGGAAGGGCUUACGCGAAAUCUUAUGGAAGCAGAGGCGUGGCCCACAAUAUACAUAGAACGCCCUGCGCAGCAUAAAAAACUGACAACUUUAAACUGCCCCUUUGAACAGCUACAACAAAACGCAACAUGAAAUGUUUAAUUAAGGAUAUAAUAAUAUCUUGGAAAGUUUCUCGGGAUUUUUUUUAUCCCAUCUCGCUAAAUUCCCAUUUGAGAACUUCCUUGCAAGGACACUUCGGAUUUACGAUACGUUUUCUUUCUCCCGAGACAUAUCGUAAAGUCCAGGUUCCACUGUAGUUGGAAAGGUGGUCAUAUAUCGAGCACUGCACAAUUCAAUGCAGUAAUUUACACCAUCAAAGCAUUUACAAAAAAGCCUCAGGUAAAUAUAAUUUUAAAUUUAAUUACGUAAUCCCAGAUAUCUAGGGUAGUUGUUUUAUAUUUCUGUAGAAAUGUACAGUGCAUCAAACGAAGAGAAAUUGAACAUGCUAGGAGAGGCAUUACUCCCGAACAAUCAGAGUCGGCACGGCAGGGGCGCGACGUACGAAUGGGUCAGUACGCAGCUCUUACAAGCUGCAAUUUAAUUGGGCAAAUGAACAAUAUCUGCACCUCGACACAAAGAACGAGAAGACUAGAGACAAAGAACUCCUUUGUAGAACGAAGAUAACAGGAGACAAAGCAGCUGCGUACUUACUCGUACGAAUCGGGCCUUAUGCAGUCUAUUGGGUUUUUUUGUGUCCUUUGCUGGGUUUGUUUCUAUUAUGACAAUUCUAUAAAAAAAAUCAAAAUUGACGUUUCAGAGGUGCAGGUAAUCGUUAAUUAUGCUGAGGUGCUCGCACUAUAAACUCACUCACCCUUUUCCAUUAUUUUACAAAUAAAAAUGUGCUGUCGUUUUCGGGAGGAAAAAACACACUUUUUUCUCGCGCUCACAUUUCCUUAUUUUGUCUUGUUAUCAAUAUCAUAUUUUAGCUAAUUUCAGUCAAAUGUCAAAUUAAUUUGACCAAAAAAUCGCCUAGAAUCUCAGAAUCAGGCAUAUUUAUCUUGGCCAGUUUUCAUAACAAAAUGUAUUCAGGGCGAGUGGGGGGAAUCAUUCUACACAAGUGAAGGGGAGGGUGCAGUAAGUCUUUUGACUACUAGCUGUCAUGAUGAGAAAUUUUUUAGCUGGCUUUAGAGUUUAUAAAGACUAUUCAUCAAAAUCUCAAAUAUUGUAAAUUAUGAAUGAACAAAUAAAAUUCAAGACUUCGCUUUGA
Messenger RNA from Nematostella vectensis (starlet sea anemone), 2578 nucleotides. RefSeq names its product dnaJ homolog subfamily B member 14. Bases 4 to 1146 code for a protein of 380 amino acids. The record is from RefSeq and is a predicted model, not a curated record. Gene Ontology annotation, molecular function: Hsp70 protein binding. Gene Ontology annotation, cellular component: endoplasmic reticulum membrane. The transcript is spliced from 10 exons. NCBI's taxonomy places the organism in Eukaryota, Metazoa, Cnidaria, Anthozoa, Actiniaria, Edwardsiidae. Gene Ontology annotation, biological process: cellular response to misfolded protein.